CGCUGUGUGGCUCGCAGAGCCUCCGUGGGCGGGCAGCUGCGAGAGGGAAGCAGUCACAUGAUUCGCGCAGAGCCCAGCUGCCCAAUUCCAAUAUGGUGGCCAGCUUGGCAGACCUACGGUUCUUGUUGAUGAUAUUGUUGCUCUGCGGGAGGAUCGGGGACGGCGCCUGCAGCCAGCAAGCCCCGCGCGUUCUGGGGUUGCGACUGGAGGACCCAGAAGGCCGGGUGUAUAUGAAGGAGAGGAUCAUCUCUGCGCCGCAAGGGGCCAGUUUCAAGCUCCGGCUGUUCGGCUCGAAUCUGAAUGGUACCUGGCCGUGGGUGGCGUUCGCUGGGGCUAGACUGGGAGAGGCCGGGGCGGUGGGGGAUGCAGCCGACCCGUGUGGUCAGGAGACCCGCCGUGACACCUCCGCCUUCCAGGUCACCGGGGAGGUCACGGCGGACGAGGAGUACAGCGGGCUGAUAGAGGUGAAGGUGCGGGACAAGAGCAUUAUGUCUCUCGCUGCAGGGGAUGAUGCCAACCCGACCUACCACCUGUGUGUGCUGAAGAGCGGGAGUUGGGUGUCAGUGGGACCGGACAGGCUGCGGAUCAACAACGAAAAUGGUCUCCCAGCGGACGACAUCCCUCCGUGGGGUGUGGCGGCGCUGAUUGUGCUGCUGAUCCUGGUGUGUGGGGUGCUGAGGACUGUGAACCUCAGCCUGCUGUGGCUGGACCCUCUGGAGCUCUAUGUCCUGCACAGCUGCGGCUCUGAGGAAGACAAACGGGCCGCCAAGCGCCUCGAGCCCAUCCGGAGAAGAGGCAACUUCCUGGUGUGUUCCCUGCUUUUCCUGUGCGCUCUGGGCCAUUCGGUUCUAGGUGUGCUGCUCUACCUGGCCGUGGGUUCCAUAGCGCCCGCCGUCUUCACCAGCGGGUUCCUCAUCUUCCUGGUGUCAGAGCUGGUUCCACACAUAGUGUGUUCCUGCUACGGCUUCCAGCUGGCCCCAGGCCUCACCUGGCUGGCACAGGUGUGUAUGGUGCUGACGUGCCCACUGUCGUGCCCACUGGGCCUGGUGCUGGAUCUGGCACUGAGGCGUGACAUCAGCACCUGCGGCGUGAGGGAGAGGGCCAUGGAGAUGAUACGCACCAAUGUCAACGACCCCUACAGUGAGUUUGUGAAGGAGGAGUUUAGCCGUGGUGCGCUGCGCAGUAAGACAGUGGAGGACAUCCUGACUCCGCUCAAGGACUGUUUCAUGCUGUCGUCCACCUCUGUGCUGGACUUCUCCACCAUGUCCGAGAUCAUGCAGAGUGGAUACACGCGUGUCCCAAUCUACGAAGAGGAGAGGUCCAACAUCGUGGAGAUACUGUACGUGAAGGACCUGGCUCUGGUCGACCCUGAUGACUGUACUCCCAUGACAACCAUCACCAAGUUCUACAACCACCCGCUGCACUUUGUCUUCAACGACACCAAACUGGACUCCAUGCUGGAGGAGUUCAAGAAAGGAAACUCAGCCCUGGCCAUCGUUCAGAAGGUGAACAACGAGGGGGAGGGGGAUCCCUUCUACGAGGUGCUGGGAUUGGUCACCUUGGAGGACGUCAUCGAGGAGAUCAUCAAAUCAGAGAUCCUGGAUGAGUCUGACGGAUACAUCGACAUGAAGGUGAAGCGUCCUCUGGCCCCUCUGGAGAUUUCCCUGGAGCCUCGCAGCGUCCACGAAGAAUUCUCUCUGUUCAAACUUCCCGAGGGUGAACCCAAGAUACGCACCUCUCCCCAGCUACUGCUGGCCACACACCGCUUCCUGUCCAGAGAGGUAGAACACUUCAGUCCAGCCCGUGUGUCAGAGAAGGUGUUGUUCCAUCUGCUGCGUCACCCCAGUGUCAACCAGGAAGUCCACUUUGACCCCUCCAACCGCCUGAGCGCAGACCACUACCUCUACACACGCAACCACCCUGUAGACUACUUCAUACUACUACUACAGGGCCGUGUGGAGGUGGAGAUCGGUAAAGAGGGCUUGAAGUUUGAGAACGGAGCAUUCACAUACUACGGCGUGUCUGCACUCACAGCGCCAACCUCAGGUAAGACACGGUACUGCAGGACACACACCUCACUACCAUUACCUCACAGCGCCAACCUCAGGUAAGACACGGUACUGCAGGACACAUACCUCACAGCGCCAACCUCAGGUAAGACACGGUACUGCAGGACACAUACCUCACUACCAUUACCUCACAGCGCCAACCUCAGGUAAGACACGGUACUGCAGGACACAUACCUCACUACCAUUACCUCACAGCGCCAACCUCAGGUAAGACACGGUACUGCAGGACACAUACCUCACUACCAUUACCUCACAGCGCCAACCUCAGGUAAGACACGGUACUGCAGGACACAUACCUCACUACCAUUACCUCACAGCGCCAACCUCAGGUAAGACACGGUACUGCAGGACACAUACCUCACUACCAUUACCUCACAGCGCCAACCUCAGGUAAGACACAGUACUGCAGGACACAUACCUCACUACCAUUACCUCACAGCGCCAACCUCAGGUAAGACACGGUACUGCAGGACACAUACCUCACUACCAUUACCUCACAGCGCCAACCUCAGGUAAGACACGGUACUGCAGGACACAUACCUCACUACCAUUACCUCACAGCGCCAACCUCAGGUAAGACACGGUACUGCAGGACACAUACCUCACUACCAUUACCUCACAGCGCCAACCUCAGGUAAGACACGGUACUGCAGGACACAUACCUCACUACCAUUACCUCACAGCGCCAACCUCAGGUAAGACACGGUACUGCAGGACACAUACCUCACUACCAUUACCUCACAGCGCCAACCUCAGGUAAGACACAGUACUGCAGGACACAUACCUCACUACCAUUACCUCACAGCGCCAACCUCAGGUAAGACACAGUACUGCAGGACACAUACCUCACUACCAUUACCUCACAGCGCCAACCUCAGUGCACCAGUCUCCAGUGUCGACCCAGCGUCGUUCUCCCAGGGAUCCGUUUGAGUUGGGAGAUGCCACCAGCUCGUCCAGCUACUGUCCUGACUACACCGUCCGUGCCCUCACUGACCUGCAGCUCAUACGGGUGACUCGCAUGCAGUACCUGAAUGCUCUGAUGACGUCACGUGUUGGCCAGAGCCCAGACCCUUCUGAAAUCAAGAUCCUGCCCAACAGUCAGACCAAGCUGCUCAACGAGAGGAACAUCACCACGCAAGAGUUCCCUGCAAACUUUUCUUUCUUUGACAACAUUGACAACUACUGUUAGUGUUUUCUGUGUGCAUGAGGUGGCAGUAAAUCCCAGGAGAGUUCCACGGAAGAGGAGGCUCAUGGGUAAUGCGGUUCUCUCCCUCAGAACGACGUGUGUUACUCAGACGACCAACCGACAGCCACGUGCGACUGUUUUUAGGAGUAGAUUUCAUGUGUUUAUCUCUGAAAAUGCAGUGAUUGAACCUGGCUAGUGUGAGCGUGUGUGUCGCUGCUGCACCAUCCUCAGCUGUACUUCUCAUUCAUUAUGCUUCGCAUUGAAUCAGCCAUGACUUUUGUGCGUGUGUAUGCAUACCUGUGUGUGUGUGUGUGUGUCCUCCCUGUUGUAAUUCAGCCUCCUUUCCUAAACGUUACAUUGCCUGUUCCUUCAUUUAUUAUCAGUGUGCCAAAGCGACUCACCUUAACCUCCUGUGGGUGUACGUGUGUGUGCGUGGAUUGUCAAAACCCAUCCAUCCAAGCAUUAGACAGAGGGUGGUAAAAAAACAAAACAAAAAAAAACAGUUGAUUUGCACUAAAGUGUGGGGAUUUGCUUUAGUCGUUGAAUUAUACGUCCAUUUCAUUUUAUUACACUCCCACAUUUCAGAUGCAUACAUAUUUGUAUGUAGAGACAAAUAUUGCUAGUUUUUGUUGUUUAUACCAUUCAAUGCAGUACUUAUUGCUGCCUAAUGAAGGCCUGUAUUUUUUUCUUUAGUUAGUGAUCGAUCGCCUAAAACAUUUAAUAAAUAUCUAUUUGAACAUUUUCGGUGACCUAUCCCUUUAAGAGAGCUGAUUCGAUGCCCAUUCCUUUAGCUUUAGGUCUGAGCUGUGAUGAGCGAGGCAGAUUACCCUGAGCCAUAUCUGCUUUCAUGCAUUCUUUUUGUGUGGCCAACAAGAUUCAUGAAGUUGCCGUAGUGUGUGUGUGUGUGUUUGUGUCAUAUCUAAAGCACCUUGUUGAUUUUUCUCAUCCUUGUAGGUUGAGUUCCAUUAACAUUCCGCAUCACUUCUGUGUCCAGGUGUGGGAGUGUGUGUCUGCUGUUUGUCUGGCCAUAUGUGUAUUGUCCGUCAGUAUUCAGUCUAACAGACUCCUUCAGGAAACUCAAUUUCCCAUGUUGCAGCGUACCUACCCAUGUGUGCAGGGAACACAUCUGUUACCCACUGUAGAGACUGGAAACCUAGAGAACGGCCUGGUCCAGAAUCAACCCCUUGGGCCUUCCCUUAAUGCCUUCCCCUGGCCCAUAGCCGUCUACCCUUGUCUUGUAGGCCCUAGUUAUUGAAUUAAUGUUGGUUGAUCUAAAGAAAAUGUGGUGACUCCACCUAGACUUUGUCAGGCCUAUGGGACCUUUCACCAUGACCUUUCACCAUGACCUUUCACCAUGACCUUUCACCAUGACCUUUCACCAUGACCUUUCACCAUGACCUUUCACCAUGACCUUUCACCAUGACCUAUCUGAUUAAUUCUGAUCUGCAAAUAUCAAACAGAGGGGGUAGGAGUCUUUGGAGUGAAUCAGAGUGCACAGUGCAAACCAUAGCAAAAUGUUUUGCAAUGGAAAAUUAAAAAACAAGAAUUUCUUAUUGGACAGGUUUGGGUAUUCCAACCCUGUUUCAGUCGUGUUCUUCUGUUUGGUGCCUAAUGAACAUGACAGUGUUUCCCAGGGGUCAUGUUAGGGGUCGGCCAUCUUGUUUGCCUCAGUCCUUCCCCACCCUUCUGAGGGAGGGUCUCGUUUGUGUUUAUCUACUUUGCUAAUUAUUUUUUUUAUUGUUAAUCUACACACAAUGACAAAUCAAACUGCUUUCUUUAGUUUGUUUUCUGCUAAUUUAUUCAAAACAAAAAACAGUACCUUAUUUACAUAAGUAUUCAGACCCUUUGCUAAUGAGACUCGAAAUUGAGCUCAGGUGCAUCCUGUUUCCAUUCAUCCUUGAGCUGUUUCUACAACUUGAUUGGAGUCCACCUGUGGUAAAUUCAAUUGAUUGGACAUGAUUUGGAAAGGCACACACCUGUCCCAGAGUUGACAGUGCAUGUCAGAGAUAAAACCAUGCCAUGAGGUCGAAGGAAUUGUCCGUAGAGCUCCGGGACAGGAUGGUGGCGAGGCACAGUUCUGAGGCAGGGUACCAACACAUUUCUGCAGCAUUUAAUGUCCCCAAGAACACAGAGGCCUCCAUCAUUCUUUAAUGGAAGAAAUUUGGAACCACCAAGACUCUUCCUAGAGCUGGCCGUCCGGCCAAACUGAGCAGGAGGGAAGGGCAAUGGUCAGGGGGGUGACCAAGAACCUGCUGGUCGCUCUGACAGCCCUCUAGAGUUCCUCUGCGGAGAUGGGAGAACCUUCCAGAAUGAUCACCAUCUUUGCAGCACUCCACCAAUCUGGCCUUUAUGGCAGAGUGGCUAGACGGAAGUCACUCACUAAAAGGCACACGACAGCCCUCUUGGAGUUUGCCAAAAGGCAUCUAAAGACUCUCAGACCAUGAGAAACAAGAUUCUCUGGUCUGAUGAAACCAAGAUUGAACAUUUUUGCCUGAAUGCCAAGCUUCACAUCUGGAGGAAACCUGACACCAUUCCCAUGGUGAAGCGUAGUGGUGGCAGCAUCAUGCUGUGGGGAGAUUUUUCAGUGGCAGGAACUGGGAGACUAGUCAGGAUCAAGGUAAGACGAACAGAGCGCUCCUUGAUGGAAACCUGCUCAGGACCUCCGACUGCGGGGCGAAGGUUCACCUUCCAACAGGACAAUGGCCCAAAGCACACAGCCAAGACAAUGCAGGAGUGGCUUCAGGACAAGUCUCAACGUCCUUGAAUGACCCAGCCAGAACCCGGACUUGAACCCCAUCAAACAUCUCUGGGGAGACCUGAAAAUAGCUGAGGAGCAAUGCUCCCCAUCCAACCUGACAGAACUUGAGAGGAUCUGCAGAGAAGAAUGGGAGAAACUCCCAAAAUACAAGCUUGUAGUGUUAUACCCAGGAAAACUUGAUGUAAUCAUUGCCAAAGGUGCUUCAACAAAGUACUGAGUAAAGGGUCUGAAUACUAAUGUACAUAUUAAAGUAUUUUUUAUUUGAAAUACAUGAGCAAAAAUGUCUGUUUUUGCUUUGUCAUUAUUGAGUAUUGUGUGUAGAUUGAGGGGGGGGGGGGACUAUUUAAUAAAUUUUAGAAUAAGGCUGUAACAAUGUGGAAAAGGUCAAGGGGUCUGAAUACUUUCCUAAGGCACUGUAAUUACGUACAUAUGCUAAUUAAGUGAUUCACCGUUUUGAUUUAAAGUUAAGCUGUUUUAACAAUUAUUUUGUAUCAAGUCCAUUCAUAUUGUAUCAAAGACUGAAUGUAUAUUGUAAAAAAAGGUAAUCAUUACUUGUGCUACUUACACUGAUCUGGAUAAUUAUUUUGUUUGUUGAUGAUGUAGAGAACUGUAUAUUAUAUACAUAUAGAAAGAAUAUGAAUCAAGGAUGUAGAUUUUAAACUUGUAGUUUUAAUCUCAGUUUUCAGGUACAUGUGUAUAAUACUGUUACCAUGACGAUAAAGGCCAGACCAGGUCUACUUUCUCUCCAGGUUUUGUUUGUAUAGAUUCUCUCCCAAUUUUUCUCUGGAACGCUGAGUUGUGGCUGCAGGGAACAUUGCAUUGAAAUCUUAAAAGAUCUGCUGUUUUUUAGUAAUAAACCCAGACCUGGUAUACAUCUGUC
Molecule: messenger RNA, 6893 nt
Organism: Oncorhynchus keta (chum salmon)
Lineage: Eukaryota; Metazoa; Chordata; Actinopteri; Salmoniformes; Salmonidae
Product: metal transporter CNNM3-like
Exons: 19
Coding region: 93-2111 (672 amino acids)
Biological process (GO): transport; magnesium ion homeostasis
Cellular component (GO): plasma membrane
Molecular function (GO): transmembrane transporter activity
Source: RefSeq, a predicted model, not a curated record